This is a messenger RNA of Phragmites australis (common reed), 665 nucleotides long. RefSeq lists its product as uncharacterized. Gene Ontology annotation, biological process: negative regulation of catalytic activity. The record is from RefSeq and is a predicted model, not a curated record. Gene Ontology annotation, molecular function: enzyme inhibitor activity. The transcript has a single exon. Lineage: Eukaryota; Viridiplantae; Streptophyta; Magnoliopsida; Poales; Poaceae. Bases 78 to 665 code for a protein of 195 amino acids.
UCGCUCGCUCCAACAAACAUCUCCAUCGCAACAGCAAGGCACGUAGCACCAAGGAUCUGCUAUCAACCAGCCGAUCGAUGAUCAUGGCGACGGGCUGCAAGCAGCGCGGCUCCAUCGUCCUCGCCGUCGUCGCGCUCCUCCUCUCCGCCUCCCUCGCCGGCGCCGCCGUCUCCCUCGACGAGUCCUGCUCCACGACGCCGCACCCGGACGUCUGCAGGACCGUCCUGCAGGCCAUCCCCGACAGCAAGGACGCCACCACCCCGCGCGGCCUGGCCGAGGUCGCCAUCCACGCCGCGUCCAACGUCGGCGCCGCGGCGGGCACCUACGCGCGCGCCCAGCUGGACAUCGUCCAGGACAACGACAUGUGGCAGUGCCUGGACGAGUGCGCCGAGGACAUCGAGGAGGCCGUCUCCCACCUCGACGACACGGAGGGCGAGAUCGAAGACGCCAAGUUCAACGACGUGAAGCUCUUCCUCGAAAACGCCAACAGGGACUCGUGGUCCUGCGACGAGAGCUGCAAGUACGCGCCCGAGACGCCCGUCAAGGCCACGCUGCUCGCAAGGAACAAGGAUUUCGAGACCAUUAUGACCAUCACCAACGCGCUUAUCAAGAAGGCCACCGGCGGAGCCGCGCCGGCGCCGGCGCCGGUGCCCUUGUUGCCAUGA